Ixodes scapularis (black-legged tick) is the source of this 3969-nucleotide messenger RNA. RefSeq lists its product as uncharacterized. Gene Ontology annotation, molecular function: nucleic acid binding; zinc ion binding. Lineage: Eukaryota; Metazoa; Arthropoda; Arachnida; Ixodida; Ixodidae. The transcript is spliced from 3 exons. The record is from RefSeq and is a predicted model, not a curated record. The coding region runs from base 1 to 3969 and encodes 1322 amino acids.
AUGCUCCUAGAUCAGGCCCGUCCAAGUAACAGAGCCUUAUCAAGUUCACUAACCAACGCGGACACCAGAACGAGGGUGACAGUCGAAGAGACCAACCCAGCAGUGAAGCUCCCCAAAUUGGAGAUAUCAAAAUUUGGAGGUGAACUACGGGAAUGGCAGGGAUUCUGGAGUCAGUUCGAUUCAACUAUCAACGCCAACUUGACACUGUCGGAGGUCGACAAAUUCAAGUACCUGAACAGCUACCUCACGGGAAAGGCAGCCGUGGCUGUGGCAGGGCUUGACCUGACAGCGGAAAACUACAAAGUAGCCCUCGAGCUUCUCACCCGUAGAUUCGGACAAAAGGAUCUUAUAAUUGAAGAUAACAUGGCGAGGUUAAUGGCUGUCCGACCUAUUUAUGACUCUAGAAACGUGAGCGGACUCAGAGCAUUAUUUGACCAAAUUGAAACUGGGGUCCGCAGCCUCGAGGCCCUCGGCAUCAACGACAGCACGUAUGGAGUGCUGCUCCUUACUGUGCUGCGUAAAGCCAUACCAGCCGACAUGGGACUUGAGUACAGCCGGAAGAUAACCGCGCAAUCACCAAACCAAAAGAACGGUCUGCGGGAUUUCUUGGAUUUCCUGAAAUGCGAAGUAGAAAGCCGCGAAAGAAUGCAACCAGUAGACGCAAAGAAAGACCGGCAAACCGGCGAGCCUGCACAAGAUGCAAAGAGAGACGGAAAGAGAGAUUACAGGGCAAGACCUAUCGCAUCCGCAGCAGCCCUGAAUGCCGUGACUGGCGGGGGCGACAGAAGAUGCGUGUUUUGCGCCUCUAGUGGUCACGACUCGGACGGGUGCGCUGCGCAGAUGUCAGUCUCAGAGAAAAGGGAAAUUCUGAAACGCGAAAACAGAUGCUUCCGCUGCGCAAAAUAUGGCCACAGAUCUCGUGACUGCAGAACGUCAAAAUGGCUAAAAUGUGGACGAUGCGCGGGGAGUCACUUGACGAGCAUGUGUGACCCCGACCUGAUGAGCACCCGCGGUUCCACGAGAGCGGACUCGGCAGUGACGGGUGUAAAAGAGAUCCCCGGACAACAGGUGUUGCAGUCUUCUCUCGGAGUGAGAGACCGUAGCUUUAGAGGAGAGAAGACGCAGGUGCUCCUUCAGACCGCACAGGCAUGGGCAGAGGGCCUGCAGAGGCGCACUCUCGUCAGACUCCUUCUCGACGGUGGCAGCCAGCGUACGUUCAUCCAACGUGGCGUCUCCGAGAAGUUGCAGUUGAAGGUGCUGGGAGAGGAGGAGCUCCGGAUCUUCACCUUCGGUGACAACACAGCAGCGAAGCACACGAAGUGUCGACGGGUGGAGUUCUGGUUGAGAAGCCAGUACGACAGACAGGAGGUCCGCGUGGAGGCUCUGGAGGUUCCCUGCAUCUGCGCGGAUAUCAUGACAGCUCCAUCGGAAUCUUCAGUGGCCCACAUGAUGAACGAGGGAAUGAACAUCGCCGACGCUUCGAGAGGGGCCCACACUGAGGAUGGAAUUAGCCUCUUGAUUGGAGCCGACUACUACUGGGCCAUCGUCACGGGAUCCGUUAAGCGUCUGAGCCCUACAUUGAUGGCAGUAGACACGACCUUCGGAUGGACCCUGCAAGGCCAGGCGGGAACAACCAGAUCAACGGCGAUAUGUUCCUCAGCGGCAAACGUGAUGAGGGUGAUCGUGACAAACGAAACAGACAAAGAUAUAUCCGCUCAGCUCCGGUCGUUCUGGGAACUCGAGCACCUCGGCAUCAAAGACACCCAAGCCACGACAUGCCAACAAGACGCCGUACUUCAGCACCACAAAGAAACCACCAAGUACGAAGACGGUCGCUAUCAAGUGGCGCUCCCGUGGAAGCCAGCGGCCGAGAAGCUAACAGACAACUUAGAAUCGGCGACGAGGCGUCUCCGAUCGCAGACCAACCGUCUCCAAAAGAACGAGCAGUUGAUAAAAGAAUACGAUGCCUGCAUCCGAGAUUACGUAGCGAAGGGCUACGCCGAACCAGUCGAGGAAAGCAACCCGCCAAAGGGUCCGGUUUACUACAUGCCCCACCAAGCAGUCGUACGGCACGAAAGUCAGACUACUAAGAUGAGAGUGGUAUUCGACGCAUCGUCCAGCCUGGCAGGUCGGCUCUCGCUAAACGACGUUCUAGAGAGCGGACCCAAUUUGAACCCAGAAUUGAUCGACCUGCUGCUUAGGUUCCGUACUCACAACAUCGCCGCGGUCGCCGACAUUGAAAAGGCGUUUCUUCAGGUGUCACUGACGAAAGAGGACCGAGAUAGCCUGCAAGAGGUGAGAGUGCUCUGCGAAGAAGCGACUGAACUGCUGGAUCAGGCUGGGAUGAAGCUCCACAAGUGGAUGUCAAGCAGCCUCGAGCUGGCAGAGACACUGCGGGGAGACGGGACCAAACGAGUCUACGCCGACCUCGGGCGCACGACAGCUGGAAAGGUCCUAGGAGUCGGUUGGAAUCCGGAAACAGAUAGCUUCGAGUACCGGAUAGACUCUCUGAUCGAUUUCAUCUCCUCAAGAACUGACAGCAAGAGGUUCGUGCUUCAGGUGUCGGCAAGGAUCUUUGACCCCUUUGGAUUUCUCGCGCCCAUCACAACAAGUGUUAAGAUCAUGUUUCAAAGGCUGUGGGAGCUCGGGGUCGACUGGGACGACCCCUUACCUGAGGCCCUGACAGCCGAAUGGGACAACUGGUGCAAAGAACUUCCCACAGUCGGAAAAUUGUCCGUCCCAAGGACGAUCAUGAAAAACUUCAGAAGCAACAAGACCAACAAGACGCUGCAUGUCUUCUGCGAUGCAAGCCCCAAGGCAUACGGCGCCGUUGCGUACGUCACCACAAAGACUGCAGCACGAGAGGUGCACGUGACUUUGAUUAUGGCCAAGGCAAGAGUGGCACCCCUUAAGCGCCUCUCCCUACCGAGACUGGAGUUAAUGGGAGCCCUGAUUGGGGCGCGGUUGAAGUGCUACCUCACAAAGACGUUGCGGCUGGAGGACAUACCCGCCUGCCUCUGGACGGACUCAACGGUGGCGCUGCAUUGGAUCAAGGGGUCGGCAGACAAAUGGAAGCCGUUUGUGGCAAAUCGAGUGGAGGAGGUGCAGCGGCUGACCGACCCACAGGACUGGAAUCACUGCCCUGGAGCCGAGAAUCCAGCGGAUCUUCUAACCCGAGGCGUUCUACCCUCAAAACUGGUAGAGAGCGCGCUCUGGUGGAACGGACCCAAGUGGCUGCAAAAUCCGGAGUCGGAGUGGCCUACCAUGAACGAGCAAAUGCCCAGGGCCACUGAAUAUCAAGAGGAAAAAAAACUACUGGCUGUAAUGAUGGUGGCAGCACCUUCCACGACACCUCUCCUGCAACUGGAAGAACAUAGCCGGUUAAUCAAAGUGCUACGAUUGACUGCUUGGAUCCGGCGCUUUGUGCACAACUGCAAAAACAGGGAGGCAAGAAGGGAAGGCCAGUUAACAGCCGAGGAGUUGACAGACGCUGAAAGAUACUGGUUGGCCUGCACACAGAAGGAGGCGUAUGGAGACGAUAUCACAGCACUGCGCGCCGGAAAAGAACUGAAAGAAAACUCCGCCGUUUCACGUUUCGGGCCGUACCUCGAUGACGACGGUCUGCUUAGGGUGGGAGGAAGACUGCAAUUCAGUGACAACAAUGACGAGACGAAGCAUCCUAUUAUUCUGCCCUCCGACCAUGCGUUCACCGCCCUUCUCAUAUCAAGGGAACACAUUCGACUGUUGCACGCAGGAGUCCGAGACACGCUGGCACAGCUGAGAGAGGUGUACUGGAUUGUUAAAGGACGACAAGCCGUGAAGAAAACGGUUCACCGGUGCUUGGUCCUUGGUUACUUUUUUUUGCUCAGUGAUUUCAGUGAGAGCCGAGUCGUACUGAGCACUCAGGAAGACAACGGAAUCCUGUACCUCUUGGACGGUUGUCUGCAGCAACUCAACGGUGGGUUUUAA